UCUGCAGUGUGUUUUGGACCAUUGUCACAAUGUUGUUGUGUUAUGUGUUGAGAUGGUGUGGAGGGAUAUCCAUGCAGGCAUGCCCUUCCUCCUCCUGGACCUGUGGCACUGGGGACAAAGAAUCAAGGAGAUAACAUUUGAAUUCCAAUAGCAACACAAAAAGGUAUUUCCUCUGAGAUCCAAGAUAUCUCCAUUCAUUCCUUGUGAGGUCACAACUCUCCUUUCCCUGAUGAAGAAGCCAAUGGAGCUUCGAAAGCUUGCAUCAUGUAUUUUGUGCAUUUUAAUUGGUCAUAUAUAAGUUUUGGGGUGUUGUUGCACUUUGCUGUAUGGCCAACGUAGCUGUCCCUAAAAUAUGUUUAUUUGUUUUAGCUACUGAACACAUGGUUUUCAAAGUGCUUUUAUCAUUCUAAAUUGUAUUCUGUUUUUAAACAAAUGAUCUCUUUCAAUAUUAUAGUAGUUUAGUUCCAUUUUAAUUCACAGCUACAGCCGUGUUAGUCUGUGGAAUCAGUAUAUAGCGAGAUCUUGUAGCACCUUUGAGACUAAAUGAAAGAAAGAAGUUGUCAGCAUGAAUUUUCGUGGGUUAAAGUCUGCUUCCUCAGAUGCAUUUGGUCCAUUUUAAAUGUCAACUUUUGUAAGUUUUCAAUUAUACUGUGCUUUUGGACUGUAAGAUGCUCUUGAGUCCCAAUUUUGGGGAGAAAGCGGGAUACAGAAAUAAUAGUAACAACAAGAACAACAACAAGAACCAAAGGAGAGAGGAGAAAAGGUUAGGUUUUUCUUCCUCUUCUUUAGUCUAGUUUCCUAGUUGGAAAAUAGGACAUUUUUCUGUACUCCGAACCCCCCCUUCUUCCGUCUCCACCGUUCUCACACGAAAAGGGAUGUCUCUUCCUUUCUCCCCCUCUCCAUGAAAAAAUGCAUUGUAGGACAGUUGUUUUUUUUAAAACUUGAUGUUGUGUAUUUCAGUUUCAACUGACUGCAGAAAGAUUGUGCUUGGCCUGAUCCUCUGCAAGAUUGCUUUCGGAAGGAAGGCUGUAACCCUGAACACGCUUGGCGGAGAGGAAAUCCCGUUGAAUUGCGAGGGAGUUUCUCCUCAGUACAGGCAAAUUCUCUGAGAGCACGGAAGAGGCUUCCAUUAUAUCCAGAGGACUCAAGUACAGAGUUCAUGUUCCGGAAGUGGAGUGGCUCGUCUCAUCAUUUUGGGGGCUCUAUUUACUUAUGAAGGUAACAGCAAUGACCUGAGAGUGGCUGGGACUGGAGAAGGUGGCCUGGAGGAGAUGAUAGAAGAACUAAACAGUGGGAAAGUGAUGUAUGCUUUCUGCAGGGUAACAGCUCCAAACUCUGGCUUGCCCAAAUAUGUGCUCAUCAAUUGGUUUGGUGAAGGUGUUAAUGAUGUGAGAAAAGGAGCCUGUGCCAACCAUGUUAGCUCUGUGGCAAAUUUCUUGAAGGGUGCUCAUGUAACAAUAAAUGCUCGGGCUGAUGAGGAUGUAGAACCAGAAGCUAUCAUGGAGAAAGUGGCUAAAGCUUCAGGAGCAAACUACAACUUUCACAAAGAAGGCAGCAAAUUCCAGGAUGCUGGUCCUCAAGCACCUGUAGGCUCAGUCUAUCAGAAAACUAAUGCCAUGUCUGAGAUCAAAAGAGUUAGCAAAGAUAGCUUCUGGGCCAAAGCAGAGAAAGAUGAAGAAAACCGAAGGCUAGAAGAAAAGAGGAAAGCAGAAGAGGAGCGCCAGCGUUUGGAAAAAGAACGCCGAGAGCGGGAAUUGCAAGAGGCUACUUUACGUGAACAAAGAUUUAAGGACCGGGCCAGUGAGAUUGAUGCUCAGAAGAAAUUCCAGCAACAACAGGAAACAGAGUCAAGGAACAAAGAUAAACAACAAUGGAAGGAGCAGAAAGAAGAGCCCAGCAUGAUGCAGAAGGGUUUCCGAAGGAGUGAGUCUAUGGAGAAAUCUCAGGAAGCAGCAUCACUAAUAGCACAAAGAUCAGUGAAUCCCCGUGACAUCUUUAAACAAAAGGAGAGGUCCAUGUCUACAGAAGCAGCAGGCAUCAGUCCCCAGCCAGGCAAGUUACGGAGCCCUUUUCUGCACGAGAACAAUCAUGUGGAGGUUCCUGCAUCCCCUGUUCAUUCUUCUGUGCAAGAUGUUCACCCUCCUGUUGUUCAUUCAUCUGUACAUGAUACACCUCCAGUCUCUCCUGCUCCUGAAUGUGGUGAUUCUGUGAGACAGGAUAACUAUAAAUCAGGCACUCUUGUCUACCAACCAGAAGUGACACACGAUGCUGUGUAUGAAGAACCCCCUAGUCAACGAGUUAUUUAUGAUGAGCCUCCUGAGGAAGAGCCUGAAGAUACUAAAUAUGACUACACUGAUGUCUAUCAACAAAAUCUUAACCUGGAGGGAAAAGGUUUAUGUGCUCGAGCUCUGUAUGACUAUCAAGCUGCUGAUGACACUGAGAUCUCUUUUGACCCUGAGAACAUUAUUACCAACAUUGAGAUGAUCGAUGAGGGCUGGUGGCGUGGUUAUGGUCCUGAUGGCCACUUUGGGAUGUUCCCUGCCAACUACGUGGAACUCAUUGAAUAAUGGGCAAUGCUGGAGGAAGAACACGAGCAAUACUUGAAAGAAUAACUCUGUCAAAUCCAGUUCUUUGAGGUGAAAUUGUGUGUGGCUUUUUAAGAGUGAAGUGCCAUUGCUCUGUGCCCCUGUAGCUGGAGCACCAUCUGUACCUGCCCAGUAAUGCAGAACUCUUUCUUUGCCUUUCUUUUAUUUUCCUUAACUGGUAUUUUCAGGUGAAGAAUAGAAAAUCAGUCUUGGCAGUACAUAAUACUUUCCUUCUCCUAGGGCUAAAGGCAUUGGCCCAAAACAUCCUUUCAAGACACAGUGGGACCAAAUUAUUUUCUGAACACCAACAUGGAGUAUUCAGGAGGUAGGAAAGGCUUAAUAGAAGCAGGAGGGCUUUCUAUUUCCAUUCUCAUGUUGCAGCUUUCUGAGAUAGCAUAAGGCAUCUUUUUUUUUUUAAAUGCCUACUUCACUGAGCAGCUUGUUAAGAUUUAGCCCUGAAAAAAUCCACAACCCACUUAUACCAGAGGUUUGCUUGGGAGAAAAUGGAUUGAGAGUUCAAGCUUUCUGAGAUCCAGUCUGCUGGCAGCUGCUCAGGGCAAGUCCUGAAUUAUGGAACUGUGCAACAUUUGUGCAGUAUUGUGCAACUCCCUUCCAUUUCAGUGAGUAAUUCUUCAAUGGAAGAUUGUGCCCUCAGACCCAAUCCUUUGUGUGAGGACCAAGCUACUUGGCUUUUAAAUCUUGGAUACUUGUGGAAAUUCUCCUCUUGUUUAGAGCAAAAGCCUUCCACUCAAAUGUUUUGAAACAUGGUUCCAGACACAAAUUCCAUCAAGGCAGGCAACAAAUGAUUGCCUUGAAAGCAAUGCUAGCUUUGAAGUGUGGCGGACACUGCUUUAAAUAGAAUGCUGUGUGUGUGUGUGUGUUGUGUGGUCUGGUUAGUAGAGGAGGACCUUGAUUUCUGUAUUAUCUUUCCUGAGAUUUUAAAAGCCUUAUUGCCUUUAGAUAGGAUUUUGAUUAAUUUCCCCCUUUCCCCUUUUUAAGGAAAAUAGUUGAAUGAAAUAAAAUAUAAAGAAACCUUGGGUAGCUGAGUCACUCAGGAGUGGCAUAACUUUAUGCUGUGAUAAUUGUGUGACACUUGGCAUUGCAAAUCUGCUAACUAUGUUGUUGUCAUAAAGGUAUUUGUGGCACAUCUGGAAUCAAACAUUCCAUUUUAAAUGACAUCUUCCAAAUUUACUGAGAGUCCCUCAUCCAUGACGUGGAUAUGGGUGUAGUUUUUAAAAGCAAAAUGAAUUAGCCACUUCUAACAUUCCCUUUGUUUUGUCUUGCUCAAGAUAGUUCUGAAGAGAUUCACAAGCAACUUUGAAAGAGUUUCCUGUACAAAUAUGGAGAAUGGAUUUUAUAGAGGAGAAUUAUCCCAUUUGAUUGAGAGAGCAAAACUAAUGGUCUAGUAAGGUUAAAUUCCAUUCUCUUCUCCCUUUAUGCAUGAUGUGGUAACAAUUAUGGUAACAAAAGAUCUUAAUGCAGCUCUCUGCUAAUCUACUCCAGCUCAUUUUUCUCUAUGGCAGGUUUUAAAAUAAUAGUUUUUAAAGAUAGUUUGUAGAAGCUGCUCACUACUGUAUUUAAUUCCCAAAUAUUCCCUUUUCCCCCCAGUCUGUGGAAUCUGAACCUGAAUUACCUACUCGAUUUCUGAAAAAGGGUGAUGUUUUAACCCUUAUCUCCACUCCAGUGGUUUGCAAAUAUAGUGAGAACCUUUUAAAACACUGCCUGUCUUAACUUUCCUUAUAGAUCUAAAAAUAAAUUAUGAGGCCCUCCCCCUUUUUCCUUUUGGCUUGGAAGCUUUGGGGACUCUUGAUUCUACGUGUAAAAGAAAAUUCUAUUUCCUUUUGUUACCAUAAAGGAGUGUGCCCUUGAGGAUAACUGUAGCAGCCAUGAGUGGCUUCCUAGGGAUUCUUGAGAGCUGAUUUUUAUUAGAAUUGCCAAACAUCAUGCGGGAAUCAUAGCUACUUGAGUUGUUGCUAUUCACUGUGCCUCUUGCCUUUGUUCAGAUCCUCCUCUUUUUCCAGCCUUCUGCCAUGCAUGAAGAUUUGGGGUUGGGGUUAAAAAAGGUUGUGACAGGAUGAUAUGAAUAAUAAUAAAAUUAAAGAUGAUCAAAACA
Molecule: messenger RNA, 4698 nt
Organism: Sceloporus undulatus (fence lizard)
Lineage: Eukaryota; Metazoa; Chordata; Lepidosauria; Squamata; Phrynosomatidae
Gene: DBNL
Product: drebrin like
Exons: 16
Coding region: 1272-2567 (431 amino acids)
Biological process (GO): positive regulation of dendritic spine morphogenesis; neuron projection morphogenesis; postsynaptic actin cytoskeleton organization
Cellular component (GO): postsynaptic membrane; cortical actin cytoskeleton; actin filament
Molecular function (GO): actin filament binding
Source: RefSeq, a predicted model, not a curated record